Molecule: messenger RNA, 3857 nt
Organism: Girardinichthys multiradiatus
Lineage: Eukaryota; Metazoa; Chordata; Actinopteri; Cyprinodontiformes; Goodeidae
Product: ankyrin repeat domain-containing protein 34B
Exons: 6
Coding region: 380-1726 (448 amino acids)
Molecular function (GO): protein binding
Source: RefSeq, a predicted model, not a curated record
AAACGGGCAAACAUUGGCCAGACGGAUCCGAAGGAAGACCUCCACUGAGCUUCUGCUGCUGCUCCGCGGCGCGCUAUUACGGCUGAACUCACAGAGGAUCCUAUUGGUCCAGAGACACGCACAAGCCAUUGCAUGGUGGUCACAAGGCAGACGAGAGCCGCUCAAAGCUGACUCAUAUCAAAGGCGCUCUGGCUCUUUGUAGUGCAGUGUUUGCAACAGGUGACAUUUUGGUCUGGAAACCGUUUAUGACUUUGAACGCUCGGCCCGAGCCGAACCUCUCCUGAGCCAGCAGCAAAGAAGAGCACGGAUUGGAGCAGCUGGGAGCUGCAGUGGGAAACUCACUGUUUGUUUGCUCUGUGGUUUGCAGGAAAGCAGUAACAUGAAGAUGCUCCACCUAAAAACAAAGGAAAUGGGGGAUCCCCUGACAGACUCCAGCCCCCUCAUCAGCGCAGCCUUCUCUGGGAAGCUUCGUCUGGUCCGCCUGCUUGUGGAAGGUGGAGCUCAGGUGAACGGGAGCAACCACAGAGGAGAGACGGCCCUCCUUGCUGCCUGCAAGGCCUUGAGAGGAGAAUAUGCUGAGAAGGAGAUUGUGAAACUCCUGAAAUUCCUGCUACAGAAUAAGGCAGAUCCUAACGCACAGGACCAGGAUGGCCGCACUGCUCUUAUCUACGCCUGUAUACAGAGAGCAGGAGCUCUGGUGGCAUCCACCCUCGUGGCUGCAGGAGCAAACCCAUGCAUGGAGGACACCUCUGGAACCUCAGCUUUGGUCUACGCCAUCAAUGCACAGCACCAACCCACAGUGCAGGUGCUAAUAGAUGCUUGCAGGGCCAAUGGUCGUGACAUCAUCAUCAUUGCUAUGGAGAUGGGCAUAAACAGCGGCCCGGUGAGUAAACGUUACCUGAAUGCACCACCAUCUCCGGACUCUUCGCCCGUGUCCUGCAUGUCCCCAUCUGACAUCGUUGUAAAGACGGGCUCACCAAACCCGUCCGAGGGAGGAAACAUCUUCAACUUCAGGGGAACAACAGGAAAACAUGGAAGCAGCAGCAGACGCUCAUCAUGUGAGCUGAGUCAGUUGAGUCUGUGCAGCAGUCCAGCUUCCAGACAGAGGGUAUCAUCUGAACCGUGGUUGGCCAUCAACAACCUGGACUCUCUGAACAGGGUCUAUAAAGAGGGAAUGAGGGAGAGGAACCUCAAGGAGGAAGAUGUGCAGGGUUUGAAGGAGGAGGAAAGCAGAGGUAGAGAUGCAGAUGAGGAACUAUAUUUCCAGAGUAAGGAAGAUGUGGUGAAAAAAGAAGAGAAUUGUAAAUGCUGGAGUGAGGACUCAGUCCUCUCACUAACUGAGAAAAGCUUGACUAUGAGAAAGUCAGACAGCCGUGUCCCUAAGAGGUGCUUAUCACCAGAAGGGUCAGACAUGAAGCUUCCGCCCAGCUCAUCCCCUCACUAUUAUCUUCGCAGGAACACCCUCCCCUCUAUCACAGUGGUCCCUCCUCCGGUUCACCUCCCUCCCUUAAUGAAGCAACCAGACUCCCACCUGCAGGUGCCAGCUAACAUUUUACCAGCUAAUAGAAGGCGCAUGUUUCAGCCCCACCCACCCAGCUCCACUCCCCCAUCCUCAGCAUCCUCGAGAGCAGCAUUACUCCCUCUUCUUCCCCUCACCUCCUCUCUGGUUGCUCCUCCUGGGUACAGCCACAAUGAAAGGAGCAGGAGCAAUCAUUUGGACUUCUGAGACUAUCAUACCUCAGGCAAUAUGGUCAGUCAGGUUUUAUUUUUUAAAAACAAGCAUGAUUAGUUUCAUUUGCAGUUUGCUGCCUUAUUUUGUAUGAACUAGUCAAUGUUGCUCUGCACAAAUAAGGUAACACUUUCACCUUCCACGACAUAGAUGUAAAACGAACAGCUAAAGCAAAAAUAACUAGAGCUCAUUUCUUUUCACUCGGUUUGUGUUUAAAUAUCUGUCUCUCUAGCCUAAUGGAAAUUGCAUAAAAUUUGCCCAAGUUGUGUAUUUUGGGGGAAGGUUUUGUUUAGUAUAAAUUUCAAAUGAAAUGGAGCAAUCUGUGUUUUUCAUUUUGUGUGCCAUUCAAUCUCAAUCGAAAUGCAUUUUUUUUAGUUAAAAACCAUCGCAAUUUUAAAUAGCAAUUUGCAUAAAUGGGAAAACAAACUCAUCAGAUUUCAGUUUCUAAAAUAAAAUAAAAAAAAAGAUAGAAACUUGAACCCUUAAACUAAUAUUUAAGGGGUUAAAAUGAAGUGUAUUAUGGUCAAAUUCAGUUCUUGCCAUGAAAAAUAUUUUUUCCAGGUGGACCAAUUUAUUUACAAAAAAUAAAAAUUCAUCAGGAUCAAUGUUUUUGCCAGUUUUUAACAAUCCCGGACAUGGUCUAUAAAUGGGGAAAAAUAUUCAACUUGUGUUGAUUAAAAAUAUACUCAGCCUUCUGUGUCUUAAAAAUAAGAAAGAAAAUGUCUGAUUAUGUAAAGUUAAUUACAUUUCAUUGAAAAUUGGAAAAAAUAUUUGAUAUAGAAUAUUUUUAUGGAGAUUUUCAAAUAAGUGUUUUUGUGUUCAAGGCACACAGAAAGAGAGAAAACAUCUGGUAAGGAUGAAAAUAAACCACACUUGGAAACACUUUCCUGACACAAAAAAAAAGGCUCUUUGGAGCCACGUCUCUCUAAAAUGGAAACAUCCAUCCAUCGCCUUUAACCGCCAUCCUUGCAGGGCUGCAGGGGGUCUGUCUCUAGUGGCUAUUUGGUGAGAGGCUGUGUACACCCUGGACAGGUCGCUAGUCCAUCACAGCACAACACAGAAACAGAACGGACAGAAAAUUCCUAAGGACAAUUAACAGAGACCAUUUAACCCAGCAGUCAUGUUUAUGGACUGUGGGAGGAGGCCGGAGUACCUAGAAAGAACCUAAAGUAGGAACACCACAACUUUACAUGUACCAACAGAGCAUGACUAAAUUGUUUUACCUGGAAAAUGGUUUUCUUGACAAAAAAUACACAACAGGGCUAUGUCAAACAGAUGUUUGACCUCCUAUUUGCAACAGAAGAUGGAAUGGGCACUCCUGCUUUCCUCCAAAAAGCAUAUAGAUAAGUCAUUGAAUCAAGAAAUUUGUUUCAAUAAGAAAUUAGACAGGCAUCUCUCAAACAAAGCAAACCAUUGUAGAAGUAAAAAAACAAAAUAACAUUUAAUUAAAAAUUACAUGUUGAAAGUUGUUUAUAACCCAUUUGUUACUCAUAUGUAUUUACAGGCUGACUUAACUUGCCAUAGAGUGCAUUUAAAUCCCUGGGUAGAGUGCUGGUUUGGUAGGUCUCCAAGCUAGACAUUUAUUAUGUCUUCCUCCUAACUUGACAAAUCUGUCUUAUGAUUGCUUUUCUUUAUACAUGUUUUAAGUAAAUUAACAUAACAGUUAUAAGCAGCUUAUAAGUCUGAACACAAUGACAAAAAUGCUGCAUGCCUUUCUAAAUUAUAACUAUCACAACGAUCUUUACAUUUUUAAAUAGUUUGAUGGACUUCGUUCAAUUAUUUAAAAAAAACGCAAAGUCAAAGGGUCUAAAAGAAACCAAUCUCAGCACAAACAUUGUAAAUAAUUUUGAGAGAGAAUGUUAAGAGUUUAAAUCUAGAAAAAAACAGCACCUUGUGUUCAUGGCAAAAGGAGUGAAGUCAUUUUUAUUUGUUUUUAAUAUGUAUCUACAACAAGGGGGACACAGGCAAAAAACGACUGACGAGUUGAUGAAAAUUAAAAACAACCAAAUAAAGUACAUUAAUCAGCUUCAAUGUAAGCUUCCAACGUUUUUCCAAUAGGCAACUUUUUUUGUCUAAAGUAACUUUACAAUAUAAAGAAACAUACGAAGGAACCUCUUUUUUUUUUUAA